Molecule: messenger RNA, 3011 nt
Organism: Eriocheir sinensis (Chinese mitten crab)
Lineage: Eukaryota; Metazoa; Arthropoda; Malacostraca; Decapoda; Varunidae
Product: SET and MYND domain-containing protein 4-like
Exons: 4
Coding region: 616-2685 (689 amino acids)
Molecular function (GO): protein binding
Source: RefSeq, a predicted model, not a curated record
AGAGAAAAUAUAGAGGAGGACAGAAGAGAAAAAUUAAACCGGUGGAGUAAAAGAAAGAAAAAAAACUAUGGUGAUGGACUAAACGAAAGGGAAAAAAAGAGAAAAAAAGACUAAAAGGAGACGGAAAAUAGAUAGAAAAGACAGAAAAUAAAAAUAGAAAAUAGAAGAUAGAGGUUAGAAAAUACAAAUACAGAAAGUAAAGUGCAUCGGUGACAGAAACACAUAAACAAAUACGAGGAAAACUCCAAAAAAAAACAUUAGUAGUCCCAGAAAGUAAAUAAUAAAGAUUGAUAUUCGUAAAAAAAAAAUAAGUGAAAUAGUAGGCCUCGCCCUGUCACGAUGCAAAGGAAGAAGUGCCUGAGCAUUGGUAUCAGUUCAGUGGUGAUAAGGAAGAGGAAAAUGUAAUAAGAGACUAUAUAAGAGAUCAUGUGGAAACUUAUUUGCCCGGUGGAAAGGACAUGCCAGCGCGUCAUUGCCAGCGCGUGACGACAUUGAGAGGAAUGACAGUCGCAGGUCUGACUUAAGGGAUGGUAAAUGUCUUGCGAGGAAAAAGUUCAGUAUGGUGUCCAGAUGACUGGCCUCACAGUAACCCCACACCAACACCAGUGACUGAAAAUGACAUCUUUUAAGGAACUGUACACAAAAUUCCGCGGCCUGCUGCAGGAGUCAUGGCUGACCAACGACGUGGCAGCGCACUUCGGCCCCACGGCGACGCUGGACAGCAUGUUCAGGUACUUGUGGUCACGGCCAGAGGCGCAGCAGGAGCUCGUGCCUCCCCCUGGCAACAACCGCAUCAGCAGGAAAGGAGCGUCAGAGGCAGAAAAGUUCCGUAAUGAGGGGAACCGCCUCUACCGAGAGAAAAAACUGGACCAGGCGCUUCUGGCGUAUAAUUACAGCAUCCUGGCGGCCCCUCAUCCAGGUCUUGAAGGAGAAGCAAAGGAGCCCCAGCACGAGGGUCUCCCCCUUGCUUUUGCCAAUCGGUCAGCUGUGCUUUACGAAAUGACCCGAUACAAAGAGGCCCUAGCAGAUGCUGAGAGGGCCCUCUCCCUUGGCUACCCUCCCUCCAAGAGACACCGACUCCACGAACGAAGAGCCAAGUGUCUCCAGGCAAUGGGUAAAAUGGAAGAAGCUAAGGCAGUCCUCGAAGAUACGCUCAGUGCCCUUGCAACGAUGUCCCUGGACGAUAAGGAAGCCACAACCGUCAGGAAGAACAUAACUAAUUUGAAAACCAAGUGCGACAGCAAACAGUCCGUGGCACCCUCCUCCUCCUCCUCCACUCUGCGGUACCAAUACAUCUUCUACACAGGUCCAAAGCGUCCUCCGUCAGUGUCACAUCCUCGGCCAGACCUCCCCUGCCUCAGCGACGCCAUCAGUAUCCAGUAUACACCUAUCCGCGGGCGACACCUGGUGGCAGCGAGGGACAUCGAGCCAGGUGAGGUGUUGGUGCAGGAGGACGCCCUCACUGCCACUGUCAGACUGGACUCCACACUACGCUCCCACUGCUCCACCUGCCUGAGGCGCUGCCCUGCCCCACUCCCCUGUCCCACCUGUUCCCUGAUGGUGUUCUGCAGUGAGGACUGCCAGAGGAAUGGCGUGCAGGGCUUCCAUGGCGCAGAGUGUGCAGCGCUGGCCACACUCGUGUCAUUGCAGCUGGACCCUGCUGCUGCCCUCGCCCUGCGAGUGUUGUCAUCCACCACCCUGCCUGCCAUCAGUACAAAGGUGUCUACAAUACUGAAGGAAGGGAGUGGCUCCAGGCCUUUGCUGAACACAGAGAGGGACUACCAAACUCUGUACCACCUCGAGGGACAUGCCACUGCACGCACAGAAAGCCAACUUCAAGAAACAGCAGCUGUUGCUUGUGUCUUAACACGAAUAUUGUUUGAAAGUUGUCCCUCUUUCUCAAAAGAUGAUGUUGGUCAGUCCAUUGAUAUAACAGAAAAUGACAUCAUGUUGGUGGGCGGCCAGCUGAUGCGCCUCAUUCUGGGACUGGAGUGCAACAUUCACCUCACCAAGGAGGCAGAGGUUGGUGCCAGUGGUUUGGAUAAAGGCCGGGGCCGAGAGGUGGGCUGGUCCGUGUAUGCUGCUCUUAGCCUUAUAAACCACUCCUGUGUCCCGAACACUCUCUCCUCCUCCCAUGGCAAAGUAAAGUUUCUCUACAGCAUCAACGUAAUACCUAAAGGAGCAGAAAUCACAGACAGCUAUGGAGAGAGGUACGUCAGUCACACACGGACAGAGCGGCGAACCACGCUUCAGCAGCAUUACUACUUCUGCUGUGGCUGUGCAGCAUGUCAGGCUGACUGGCCCCUGUACAAAGACCUCCCAGAAAAGCCAAGUUUGCGGUGCCCAUCUUGCUUUCAGGCGCUGUCUGGGCUCACAUGCCUUAUGUGUGACUUAACGUGCACGUCAAAGGCCAAGACAACCACUGGCAUCCAGCUUUAUGACGCCUCGGAUGUCCAAACACAGCUCAACAAGGCCUGGCGGGACUUUGUGAAGGCAUCGAUACAAAUCCAGAAAGGGUAUGUCUCUCCUGAUCUGGUGGAGGCUGUUGUGGCGCUGCUGAAGGUCCUGGACAGGUACACGGUGUACCCCAGCCAGGCGUACAUCAAUGUCCAGGAGGCACUCAUGGCCUGCUUCGACCUCAUGGGCUCUGCCCGCUUCCUCCCUCAAACAGUGAAUAAAAAAUGAAUGAUAUACUUCAAAAGACUCAGGCUUGUAGAGACCAUUCCCAGAAGGAGAGAUACACAAAAUAAUAUCCUGUAAUAACCAUGACCAAGUCCUGGUCAAGCAAAAUUCUAACAUCAGAAAACAGACUAAACAAUGCUGUCCUAAUUUACAUUUUGCUUUAGUCAUGAACAAAUAACACAUAUCCAAACCUUGUACCUGGGCAGACGCAAUUAUAAUGACUCGUUAUGCCCAGUCAAUGUGAUAAAUGCCUUAUAUGUAAUCAAUAUGUUUGAUAUACUUUAUGUUCAUCUGAAUGUAGAGCUAGAAACAAUAAAUAAAUAAAAUGA